This is a messenger RNA of Saprolegnia parasitica CBS 223.65, 2391 nucleotides long. RefSeq lists its product as hypothetical. Gene Ontology annotation, biological process: DNA repair; DNA replication. Gene Ontology annotation, molecular function: DNA clamp loader activity; ATP binding; DNA binding. The coding region runs from base 1 to 2343 and encodes 780 amino acids. The transcript has 7 exons. Lineage: Eukaryota; Oomycota; Saprolegniomycetes; Saprolegniales; Saprolegniaceae. The record is from RefSeq and is a predicted model, not a curated record. Gene Ontology annotation, cellular component: DNA replication factor C complex; nucleus.
AUGGACAUCCGCAGCUUCUUCGCGCCAAAGGCCGGCAGCGCGCCCAAGCCCGACGCGGCCAAGUCCCCCGGCCCGACCAAGGCUUCGCCCAAGAAGGCCAUGCCCAAGAAGGAGCCUGCGCCGACGCGCGCGAGGAAGGCCAAGGCCGACGCCGAGCCCGCCCCGCCGGCCAAGUCGUCGCGCAAGGUCAUCGAGCUCGACUUGGACUCGGACGCCGAGGAAGUCCAGCCCAUCAAGAAGGCCAAGGUCGUCGAGCCCAUUACUGAGAAGAAGGACGCGCCGGCGAAGAAGGAAGCGAAGAAGGCCGCGCCGGCGACGAAGGAGAUGGCCAAGCAAGCCGCAGCCAAGGAAGAGGCACUGGACUUGCCAAAAGGUAGAGUACGCGUGCCCGACGGCAAGCCCGGUUGCUUGGAAGGGCUCACGUUUGCCUUCUCGGGCGUGCUCUCGAGUUUGCCGCGCGACGAGGCCGAGAUGGUGGUCAAGCGCUACGGCGGGUCGGUGGCGUCGUCCGUGACGCGCAACGUCAAGUACCUCGUCGCCGGCGAGCUCCUUGAGUCGGGCGACUCGGUCUCCGUGAGCUCCAAGUUCAAGGACGCAGUCGCCAAGUCGAUCAAGAUUCUCAACCAAAAUGACUUUUUCAACUUGAUCUCGGAGCGCGCCGAGCGCAUGACCCACAAGCCCAAGUCGAUGGCCGACAUCAUCGGCAACGGCGAGCUCGCCAAGCGCCUCAUCCAAUGGCUCCGGGACUUUGACGCGGUCCAUGUCAAGGGCACGAAGAAGGUGCCUUACAACCCCAAGAUGACCGAGAACAUGGGCGCGAAGACUGUGCUUCUCUCGGGCCCGCCUGGCAUUGGCAAGACGACGCUCGCCGCCUUGGCGGCUGCCGAAGUCGGCAUGGACAUCCUCGAGCUCAACGCGAGUGAUGCGCGCUCCAAGAAGACGCUGCAGUCGGGCCUCGCCGAUAUCGUGGGGACGCAGGCGCUCUCGUUUGGCGGCUCGGCCACCAAGAUGGGGCUCAAGAAGCGGCUCAUCGUGAUGGACGAGGUCGACGGCAUGAGCUCGGGCGACCGGGGCGGCAUGGCGGAGCUCAUUGCGAUCAUCAAGAAGAGCAAGGCGCCGAUCGUGUGCAUCUGCAACGACCGGCAGUCGCCAAAGGUCCGGUCGCUCGCCAACCACGCGCUCGACCUUAAAUUCCGUCGGCCGACAAAGACACAGAUCGCGACGCGGCUCCUCGCGAUCGGCGCAGCGCAAGGCAUGCGCAUCGAACGCAACGCGCUGGAAGAAGCGGCCGAGCGCUUUGGCAACGACAUUCGACAAUUGCUCAAUUGGAUGCAAAUGUGGAACCGGUCCAAGACCGUCAUGACGUACGAUGACGUCAUGACGCACUUUUACCAGUCGGAAAAGGACGAGGUGCUGCGGCUCAACCCGUUUAGCGCCACGCAAAUCAUCUUCAAGAGCGGCGCGUCGUUCGAGGCCCGCAACGAAGCGUAUUUCGUCGACUACGACCUCAUGCCGCUCAUGGUCCAAGAAAACUACAUGCAAAGCAUCCAGAGCAAGCGCACGUCGUCGGACGAGAAGCUCGAUGACAUUACUCUGGCAGCCGAUAUGAUUGCCGAGAGCGACCUCGUCAGCGUCUACAUUCGCAAGGAGCAGCGCUGGGACCUCUUGACCAAGCAAGCCGCGCUCAACGUCGGCGCGUGUACGUAUGCCGAAGGCUUUGUGGGCCGCCCCGAGUUCUCCCGAUGGAUGGGCAAGAACUCGUCGACCAACAAGGCCAAGCGACUCCUCAGCGAGCUCUCGAUCCGCAUGCGCAGCCAUGCGUCCGGCGCCCGGAACGCCAUUCGGAUGGACUACAUUCCGUUCAUGAAGGAGAUUCUCUUGACGCGACUCCUCGCCGGCGACGAGAGCAUGGACGAGGUCAUCGAUAUGCUCGAUGCGUGCGAGAUCAGCAAGGAUGAUUUGACCGAGUCCAUGGAGCACUUCAAGUUCCCGGGCGUCGUGCGGCACUCGUACGCCGAGCUCGAUACAAAGGCCAAGAGUGCGUUCACGCGCAAGUACAACAAGGGUGUGCACAAGUCGCAGGCGCUUGUCGAAGCGAACCUCGCGGCCAACCCGGCAAAGAAGAAGACGUCCAAAAAGGUCGCGGCAGACGACGACGGUCUCGGCGACGACGACGGUCUCAUGGCCGACGACGGUGACAAUGACGACGACGACGACGAUGUGUCGCAGUUUCAAAAGAAAGCGCCCGCCAAAGCCGCGGGCAAGGCGCCUGCGAAGCGCAAGGGCAAGGAGCCCGCAGGGUCGGCGCCCAAGCGCGCGCGGGCACCGGCCAAGAAGAAGUAAACACAAGAUAUACAGUGCUGUAAGAAGAAACGUAGUACGAGAACAAAG